Lottia gigantea (owl limpet) is the source of this 2598-nucleotide messenger RNA. RefSeq lists its product as hypothetical. Gene Ontology annotation, biological process: regulation of cell migration; semaphorin-plexin signaling pathway involved in axon guidance. Gene Ontology annotation, cellular component: semaphorin receptor complex. Gene Ontology annotation, molecular function: protein binding; semaphorin receptor activity. The record is from RefSeq and is a predicted model, not a curated record. The transcript has 12 exons. Bases 1 to 2598 code for a protein of 865 amino acids. Lineage: Eukaryota; Metazoa; Mollusca; Gastropoda; Lottiidae.
AUGUACGUGGUUCACCAUUUCUUACUGGUAUUCCUUGUAGGAACUCAAUGGACUACAUUUACAAAUGGCUUAAUAAUAAACGUAACAAAAAUAUCAUUUAAACCGACUUCGAUUGCUGUAGACAAUAUAACAGGGAAUGUAUACGCGGCAGGAUCUUUUUAUUUAGCUCGUCUGAACUCCAAUUUAAAGCAACUCAAUCAGAUUAAAAUUUGUAAAACUUGUAAAAGUAGAAUCUUAGAAAUAGAUUAUAGAACUCGUAAACUCCUAGUUUGUGGAGUUUCAGACAAGGGAUCGUGUACAUACCAUAAUUUAAACAAUAUAUCAAAUUUUACUAUGUUAACUUCUCAAAAUAACAAGGGUGAUAGUGUUGGUUCAAAUGGAAGUGUUGUGGCACUAUUUUUACCCCCAUCACAAAGAAAGCAUAGCGAGCUUGUCAUGGGAAUAUCUCAACCACUUGAAAAUCAGAUCGACCUUCUGUCCUUCAGAAAGAUUGCUUCUGGACAUUUAACUUAUUUGCCAUCUGGAUCCCAUGGAAAGCUUCGGAUUUCGGACGAGUUUAGAAAAGACGUUAAAGUGCAUUUUGUAUACGGAUUCCAAUUUAAAGAUGGAUUGUACUUCCUCGUUAAUAAAAGGGGUAAAAAUGGUACUUCAAGUUGGCUGUUUCGUAUUUGGUAUAACGAGACAUCUGUUUAUCCAUUCACUGCUAUCCCUAUCUCAUGUACAGAGAAAAGAUCAGAAGGCAAUAUUAAAACACCUGAAAAAAAGUAUAAUUUGGCAAUCGCAGGGAAAUUGUACGAGCAUCCUUCACAUGAAAGCCUUGUUGUUAGUUUUGGUUACAAUAGAGACAAGGGAACUCAUAUCCCCGAUGAAAAGUUCGGAUCGAGUGUAUGUAUGUUCAGAAUGGAGGAAAUUACAAAAGACAUGAACAUUGUUUCAUCAAAAUGUGGACUCGAAACCUUUGUUACUGCAUCUGGAUGGAUCAUAGGACACGGAACAGUUGGUUAUAAUGAUAUGACUAACUCCUCAUGUAAGCCAGGCUACAAUAAUGCACUUGAAGGUAUUGAAGAAGGCAGAGAUUUCAAUCCAGUUAAGGUAGUAAAGAAUCAACUUAUAACAUCAGUUAUACCAUUUCCUGUUGAUGGUCGGUUACAUAUUAUAAUAUCAACAAACUAUGGUCAACUAUAUUACUACCACAGAACAAGGGAUGAAAAAUAUUGGUUUCAAAUUCCCAAUGAGAAGAAUAUAAGGGGAUUCCUAGCAGAUGUUGAAAUAAAUACAAAAACCAAGACAGCUUAUACAAUAACAGAGAACAAGGUCGUGAAGAUAUCAUUGGAUUAUUGUCAAAAAAACUUGAAUUGUAGUGCUUGUGUCCAGGAUAGCAAGUUUAUGUGUGUUUGGUUUAAGGGUCAAUGCUUUGCCACAGACAGAAAUACUGGAGGUUUAGAAAAUACAUGUUUACCAGAAAUAACUUCUGGGAAAGCAAGAGAGCUUACAGAUCUGUCAAAUUGUGUUCAGUACCAUGUAUUGUCAACAAUGCACUUUCAACCUUUAAAGAUAGUCUGUAAGACUGAAAGUGCGUCCAAAGAAGAAAAAUGUGCUGUAACAGUUAGUAUAAAUGAUACAGAGAGCAGUCCUUAUAUGAAAGGUUCGGUGAAUAGUGGUAAUAAUUCCAAGCUACAUUUCUAUUUCAAGUCUGCCAGUAUAACUAGUUUUAAUCCAGAACUUGGUCCAGAAUCUGGUGGUACCAACAUUACAGUAAUAGGAGAGAACCUUGAUUUAACUAAAAGAGUUGAUAUUAAAAUCAAAGAUUUAAGUUUGCAGUGUCAAAUAAGAAGUGGUGGUUUGGAUGUCAAUGUUGAAGGAACAAAUUUGAAUGUAAUAGCUAAUCCGAGGCUCGUUAUAACUUUAGAUAAUGGUGAGAUUGAAUCUGAGGCAGAGGAUUGUAUAGUAAGAUCUUCCACAACGAUGAUCUGUAAAACACCCAAGCUGACAUCAGUCGUUCCCGAUGACACAUUUAUCAGCGGUGAUAUUUACUUUAUAAUGGAUGGUGUCAGGGAACUUCGGGACUUUGCUAAAACUCAUCCUAAUUUAAGUCAGAUUAAAGUUAAUCCGGAUCCAGAAUUUUCAUCUGUUUCCAAGGACGGACUGGUGGAUAGCCUAGAAAAUGCUCUUAGCAUUAAGGGUACCAAUAUUAAAGAAUCUGAAGUUGAUAGUGAAGACAUUCAAGUUACUCUCACUAGCAAUGCCGGUACAAACAUCACAUGUCCUGUUAUCAAAUUGGGCGAGGAAGCAGUAUCAUGUAGACCAAAACUUACUUCAGCUGUCAAUGAGAUUCAACUUGUAGUUCGGGUGAAAGUGGGUAAUCGUUACUAUAAAGUUGGUAAUAUAUUUGUAAAUGCGAAAGGUAAAAUACCACCGGGAGUACCAGAUUUAACUCAAAACACGAAACAGUAUGCUAUAAUAGUUGGAGUGGUAUCUGCUGUGGUAGUCUGUAUCAUUCUUAUAAUACUAGUUAUUCCUGUUUUAUAUAAUAAAUUUCUACAGAACUUUAAUGUACCACAAAACCAAGGUUUCAACUUCUUAAUGAGGAACACGUAA